UGCAACACCCCUCGUCAGAGGCAGAGCGGAAGAAAUGAGUGUGUGUUAGUGAGUGUGUGAGAAAGAACGAAGAAAAAAGGGAGUGUGGGCAGACGUUGUGCCGGGAGAAAGAAAGCCAAGUUUGGAAGUGACAGAAAGCAGAAUUUUGCUUGAGUUUUUGAGACUUAGAAAGAGGCUCCAUUCAAAGUGAGCGGCGCGCGCCAGAUUCCCUCCCCAAUAUUGAGUGAUCGGAGCGGCUAAAUUAGAAGCGACCCUCUGCUCUGAUGAUCAUGACGGCAGCUGUCGAUAUGAAGCCGACGUUGACAAUCAUAAAGACUGAAAAAAUGGACGAUCCCGAGUGUGGAGAUGUUCCCCUGCUAACCCCCGGAAGUAAAGAGAUGAUGUCCCAAGCGCUAAAGGCUACUUUUAGUGGCUUCACCAAAGAACAACAGCGACUGGGUAUCCCCAAAGACCCCAGACAAUGGACGGAAAACCAUGUAGCAGCGUGGCUCACGUGGACUGUGAACGAGUUCAGUCUGAAGAACGUCGACUUUGACAGAUUCUGCAUGAAUGGCGGCAGCCUGUGCGCCAUGGGCAAGGAGCGCUUCCUAGACUUAGCACCUGACUUUGUGGGCGACAUCCUUUGGGAACAUUUAGAAAUGCUUCAAAAAGAAGACACAAAGCAUUACCCCAACAACGGACUGACCUCCAACUUCCAGGAAUCCCGUUAUACCUCAGACUACUUUGUCAGCUAUGGCGUCGAGCAUGCCCAGUGCGUUCCCCCCUCUGAAUACUCAGAGCCCAGCUUCAUCACAGAGUCGUACCAGACGCUUCACCCCAUCAGCUCAGAGGAAUUACUGACGCUCAAGUACGAGAGCGAAUACCCUGCAGUCAUCCUACGGGACGCACCCCUCAACCCCCUGCAGGGUGACUACUUCUCCGUCAAACAAGAGGUGGUAUCCCCUGACAACAUGUGUGUGGGACGUCUUAGCAGAGGUAAACUGGGUGGCCAGGACUCUUUUGAGAGUAUUGAGAGCUACGAAAGCUGUGACCGUCUGACGCAGUCCUGGAGCAGCCAGUCGUCGUUCAACAGUCUACAGCGGGUACCUUCGUAUGACAGCUUUGACUCGGAGGAUUACCCCACAGCGUUGCACGGCCACAAGCCCAAGGGCACCUUUAAAGACUAUGUGAGGGAACGCUCAGACCUCAGCAAAGACAAACCCGUCAUUCCAGCAGCGGCGCUUGCAGGAUACACAGGCACGGGUCCCAUUCAGCUGUGGCAGUUUCUCCUGGAGCUGCUGACCGAUAAGUCUUGCCAGUCCUUCAUCAGCUGGACAGGCGACGGCUGGGAGUUCAAGCUCUCCGACCCGGAUGAGGUUGCUCGCAGGUGGGGAAAGCGGAAAAACAAGCCCAAGAUGAACUAUGAGAAACUGAGCCGUGGUCUGCGCUACUACUACGAUAAGAACAUCAUCCACAAGACGUCGGGGAAGCGCUACGUGUACCGCUUUGUUUGUGACUUAAAAAGCUUGCUGGGUUACACUCCCGAGGAGCUGCACGCCAUGUUGGACGUAAAGCCAGACACGGACGAGUGAAAGUCGACAGAAACAUGGAAAAAGACUUUGAAGCCACGCGGACCGGCACUCAUUAAGUGGUCUUAACGAACCUUUAUUUGGGGGGAGGGGACAAAAACCUUUUUAACGACUAACUGGUUUUGUCAUCUUAGCGGUCUUGGAUGAGAAAACCAAAACCAAAAGCCUGUUAUAUAAAAAUUCGGUUGGUGUAUUUGCAGAUGUAGGUUCCACUAUGCUGGUGGAGUACAAGACAGGACCAAGACCAUUUUUUAAUUUUAUUUUUAUUUUUUUUCAGCUUGGACCAAAAAGUGUCAAGAUGAUAAGUAUUAUUUUAGUGAUGACGACAGCAGCCCAUCCAACCCCAUCAGCAGGCAUCUACUGUAUGUUGUGUAUCAACUACAAAGGUAAAUUAGUGGAAGCAAACGGCUCUCGAAGCCUUUCAGGAGAAGCAUGCUGAUGGGAUUGCGUGGGGUGAGAUCACUCAUAGCGUGUCUAUGAAAUGACUGAAAGUAGCAGUUGCUUAUGAAACUUUUUUUUUUCCAUGUGGUUUUUUGUCUAAGACAUAUUGCUGAAGUUUUUUUUUUUUUUUACAUAUACCAGCAGUAUUAGCAAACGGUAGACAAUCAUUGCGCGGAAUUCUAUGGUUGUUUCAAAGUAUGUAUAAAAAAAAUGUCGGUUCACUGAUUAGUCGUCUUAAAAGUCACAAGUGAAGUGUAGUUAAGGAAAGAAUGCUCCGAAUGUCUGAACGCAGAUCUCGGAUUGGAGUUUUAACUUUGUAAAGAGGUAGUAGAGAGAAAGAAAGCUGCAUGUGUUCGAUGGAGAGAAGAAGAGAGAAGGAAGUAAAUGUGCACUCACGAGAAUUUAGUUCGAAUUGUAUUAAAAGCUAAUCGCACUCCACAAGCAAGGGAUGGGCAUUUGAUGACAUUUUAUCAAGAAAUUAAACGCUAAAUUACUAUUUUUUUGUAAUUGUCAGGCGAGUAUGUACUGUGUAUGUAUAUCAUGUUUUCCUGUGUAGAAAUAUUAUUAAUGAUAAUGUAAAAUAUUUUAAAAAAAUUACAAUCAUGUGUCUCCAAUGUUUAAUAAUCAAUUUUGCUUCAAUUGCAUCAAGAUUCAAUUAAUCAACAACAAAUUGCACAGUCACCACUUAACGAUAAGUUAUUGUAAUGCCCAUCUCUAAAUUUGUUAUGGCAUCUGUGAUGUACUUUAUUAAGUUUGACUUUUCAAUCAAAUAUAGUUUUCUCCUCGAGUAGUAUUAGUAACAGAAAUUUCACUGGAUUACAGUGCAUUACUUUUGAUAGGAGAUCUAACUAAUUUCUCAUGAGAACAUGCUCAGGAAAUAUGUGUAUAGUCUGAGAGACAAUUUGAAGUUAGAGGGAGGUUAUGAUUCCAUCCAUGUAUGUUCGUGCAUUAAGGUUCACUGGUUCCAGAUGAGUUUGGCAAACGGGCUGUACACUGGCUUUAUGGGAAAUGCCAAAGUUGAGCAUCAUCUUAUGAAUACAAUGUUAUUGUUUACAGUAGCUGAAUGUUACCCAUAUUGAUGAAAAUAGCUUUGGAAAUGUCUAUUUGUGCAGAUUUGUGUUUCAUAAUGCGUCACAGCGAUCGGGAUUACGCAAAUAAGCACGCGACAAAGCCGGAAUAAUAACCAAAAGCCUUGUGAGGUCUUUGGAAGCCGUGCUUUGUGUAUGGACCCAAAAGUUGGGAAGAUGGGGACCGUGAUUCUCUCACCAUUUUGGAAAUGAAAUGGUGCGCCCGGCUUGAGAACAAAGGCAAUGUAUUAUUUAGCUUCUACGGGUCUCCCACUGACUGUUUCAAGUGAUUGUUUUAUUGGAAAGAUGUUUGUCUAGCCGUCAUUAUUCGUAGCACUCGCUCAUAAACACACAGCACCAAUUUGAACUUCAACUGUUUGGUUCUCAUCAGCUACACUGUUAUUGUUUUCCAUACAUGUUUAAAACACUGUUUUGUAUAUCAGCUCCCAUUUUAAGAAGAGGAACUUUGGCAUAGACAAUUUUUUUUUGCAAGAUGGAGUUGUCUUUUUCAGUUUCAUGUGCUGGGAGUAAACUUUCUGUUUAAAUUGUUGCAAUUAUUCCAGAGCAAUUUGUACUGUCACAGAUCUACUGUAUGUCAUAGUUUGUACAUAGUUUGUGGCUCACCCAUAUCUCCCCCAAAAAAGGAUUCAGAAGGAAAACCUUUUUUUUUUCAUGUUGUUUUUUGUAUAUUUUAUAGUAUUUUUGUUAUGAGAUCCUUUUUUUUAAUUGUAUUUAGUUCACAAAUAUUUUAAUAAUUUUUUCAAUAAUUUAUAUUUUAUAUAAAAUAAUUUUGCAGACAUCUGGUGCUUUCAUGGGAUAUUAAAGGUAUCACAGGAUUGAACAAUGUAGCGAUUUUCUUUCUUUUUUUCCCUCCCAUGGGUAUUUUCAUUUUUUUUUUUUGUUAAAUAAAAGAUAGCUCUGUCUGCUAGAGAAAAAGGCUGAUGCUGGCCCAUCAAUAAUUUCUGCUGGAAAGGUUUUAUAAACUGUAGCCUCUAUUUCUAAAGUGUACUUCAAAAAUGUUAUAAAAUAUAUGUGAACAAAUAA
This is a messenger RNA of Syngnathus typhle (broad-nosed pipefish), 4120 nucleotides long. It is a transcript of the gene ets1, whose product is annotated as v-ets avian erythroblastosis virus E26 oncogene homolog 1. Gene Ontology annotation, molecular function: DNA-binding transcription factor activity, RNA polymerase II-specific; sequence-specific DNA binding. Gene Ontology annotation, biological process: cell differentiation; regulation of transcription by RNA polymerase II. Gene Ontology annotation, cellular component: nucleus. The transcript has 8 exons. The record is from RefSeq and is a predicted model, not a curated record. Lineage: Eukaryota; Metazoa; Chordata; Actinopteri; Syngnathiformes; Syngnathidae. Bases 264 to 1571 code for a protein of 435 amino acids.